CUCAUAGAGCAUUUCUCUAUUUUUUUCUCUCUCUUCAUAUUGAGGGAACGAUAUAGAGGGAGAGAGAUCUGGGGUCUGACUUCUUUUUCUCUUCUUUGUAUCUCUCAAGUUUCUUGGUCUUGAAAGAUCCCUCUAUUGUCAAACAAGGGGUCUCCUCGGAAAUAUCUGUCUCUCUCGGUUCCUUCUUCAUUUUCGCUUCCAUCUCUGGAUUCGAGAUUUUAACGCACUUUUGUGUGCUUACCUUCUGUUGAAAUAAUGGGCGUGGAAGUUGUGGAAUCUAAGUUGCCCCAUGUUUCUGGGGAAACUGCAGGUGAAGAAAACAGUUUGUUGAAGGAAAACGGGAAAAUAAGCAACGUAAUGGGGCUUAGCGAACCAAUAACAUUUGGAUCCCAUGGUAUGGAUGAACCGGUGAAAGGGGAAAAAAAUAAAGCUGCUGAAGUCAACUUCCCCAAGGAUGCAGUUGAUGAAUGGCCUGCACCUAAGCAGAUACAUUCUUUUUAUUUUGUAAGGUAUAGGUUACAUGAAGAUCAGAAACUCAAAGCCAAAUUGGAUCAGGCUGACACUGAGCUACAGAAGAAGAAUCAAGCCCGAUCCCAGCUCAUUGAAAAACUAAGGAAACUGAAGGCUGAUCGAGCACAAAAGAUUGCUUUCUUAAAGGAUUUAAAUAAAGAGAAUAAGCAGUACAGGGAGUUGAUAGAUGAGAAGAAAAAGGAAAGGGAACCCUUGCAGCAGGCUUUGGGCCAGUUACAUGGAGGCAGAGACAGGGGAUCUGGUAUAUGUUCGUCUGAGGAAGAACUUAAUCAUCGCAUCAAAAGUUUGCAGUACCACAUUCAACAUGAAAGUAUCACCCUUAAUGAGGAGAAGCAAAUCCUUCGGGAAAUUAAACAGCUUGAAGGGACAAGGGAGAAGGUUAUAGCUAAUGCUGCUUUGAGGGCAAAAAUUCAAGAGUCAAUGGGUGAAAAGGAAGCCCUUGAAGACCAGAUGAAACUUAUAAGAGUUGAUAUGGAUGGAGUGCGAAAGGACCAGCAAGUGGUUUUGGCUAAGCGUAAACAACUUGAAGAAGAGAAGGAGGCUAUUGAAAAGGGGAUCAAGUCCUUGGAGGAGGAAUUGACAGCUGUGACACAGAAAAGAGACAAAACUUUUGAAAAUAUUCAGGAAUUAAGGAAACAACGUGAAGAAGGGAACUCCGCCUUUUACCAAAAUCGUUCUCUGUUGAACAAAGCUAGAGGCCUUGCAGAAAAGAAGGAUGUUGAAGGCCUAAAGGAACUUUCAGAAACAGAGGUUGAUAAAUUUAUUUCCUCGUGGAGCGGAAGCAAGGGCUUCAGAGAAGAUUAUGAGAGGAGGAUAUUACCGUCUCUGGACGGUCGUCAAUUGAGUAGGGAUGGGCGGAUGAGAAACCCUGAUGAGAAGCCUCUAGUAGUCGUUGAGGUAGCACCUGCAGUUGUAACCGAUGUAGUACCCAAGACAAAUGUAAAACAGCCAAAAGAAGAUACCAGUACUUCAAAACUUGAUGCGACCCCUGUCCAGAAAGUUCAGAAGGAGAAGAGCACUAAGCAGGAGAAAGAUGCGGGAGAUGGAGAGGAAUUUUUUAUGCCUGAGAAGAAGCAAAACGAUCCUCCUCCAAAGGUGAAUGAAAUUGAUGAGUUGAAAUUGAAGGAAGUGAAAAGAGAGGAGGAGAUCGCAAAAGCUAAGCAGGCGAUGGAAAGGAAGAAAAAGUUGUCAGAAAAAGCGGCUGCCAAAGCUGCAAUCAAAGCACAAAAGGAAGCUGAGAAGAAAAUUAAGGAGCGUGAGAAGAGGGCAAAGAAAAAGGCCGGGGCUAACGUUGCUGCUACUGAGGAGACUGAGGAACAAACUGAAGCGCCUGCUGAGGUAGUUGAAGUGGAGAAGGGGGAGGAAACUGUUGAAACUGCGCCGGCUCUGCCCAAAAGUAAAGACCGGAAGGAGAACGCUGUUAGACACAGAAUUCGCCCCAGGGGUGCGGCGGAUUCACUGCCAAAAGCUUUUCUCAGACGCAAAAAGGCGACGAACUACUGGUUGUGGGCUGCUCCGGCUGCUGCUCUAGCGCUGCUUCUGCUGAUAGGAAUUGGAUAUAACUAUCUUCUCUAAAUUUAUCCGAGUCUUUCAGCGAAGGAAGGUUUUUGUUCGGGUGAUUCCGAGUGAUUAGGCCUGUCUGUCUGUAUUAAGUAGACAUAUAUUAUUAUCCCUUUUUGUUAUUAUUAGUUCUUCAUGUUUUUUCGUUCCUUUUCGCAUCCUGAUGGACGCAAAACUGAUAAUGGUGCUGCUAGAUCCAGCCAGCCAUCCAUUUUGUAAUGUUUAUUUGAGUUUUAACAGCUGCUUUUAAUUUUAUCGGCUAAAUUUCA
Coffea eugenioides is the source of this 2360-nucleotide messenger RNA. RefSeq names its product proton pump-interactor 1-like. Lineage: Eukaryota; Viridiplantae; Streptophyta; Magnoliopsida; Gentianales; Rubiaceae. The transcript is spliced from 8 exons. The record is from RefSeq and is a predicted model, not a curated record. The coding region runs from base 256 to 2106 and encodes 616 amino acids.